This is a messenger RNA of Cadophora gregata, 465 nucleotides long. It is a transcript of the gene DTD1, whose product is annotated as D-tyrosyl-tRNA(Tyr) deacylase. The coding region runs from base 1 to 465 and encodes 154 amino acids. Gene Ontology annotation, cellular component: cytoplasm. The record is from RefSeq and is a predicted model, not a curated record. Gene Ontology annotation, biological process: tRNA metabolic process. The transcript is spliced from 6 exons. Gene Ontology annotation, molecular function: D-tyrosyl-tRNA(Tyr) deacylase activity. Lineage: Eukaryota; Fungi; Ascomycota; Leotiomycetes; Helotiales; Ploettnerulaceae.
AUGAAAGCUAUAUUGCAACGCGUCCUUUCGGCCUCAGUGACGGUUGACAAGCAAGUCGUUUCUUCCAUAGGGAAGGGGGUUCUGGUCUUCGCCGCUGUAGCUCCCGGCGACACUGAGAAAGAUGCAGAGAACUUGGCCUCCAAGAUACUGAAGAUGAGGUUGUGGGAUGAUGAAGCUGGUGGAAGAUGGAAGCACAAUGUUCAGGACAUCAGCGGGGAUGUUCUGUGUGUAUCGCAAUUCACGCUCUUGGCAUCAACCAAGAAGGGAUCAAAACCAGAUUUCCAUGGAGCCUUAGGGGGAGAACAAGCUAAAGAGCUUUACCAAGUUUUCUUCUCGAAAGUCCAGCAGGGAUACAAGGCAGAGAGAGUCAAGGAUGGUGUUUUCCAGGCCAUGAUGGAAGUAGCAUUGGUAAAUGAUGGCCCAGUGACACUAGAAAUGUCAGUUGGACCUAGCGGCUCGAAAUAA